AUGGGUAAAAAAAAAGGAAAGAAGUCUUCUGCUGCUGCUAAUAAAGCUCCUAAAAAUUCGAAAGAUACAGUAACUGAAACCCCAGUUAUCGAAAGACCUGUUGAAGAGACUGCAAACGAUAAAAUAGAACUUAAAGAUGAGUCAGGGGAGAAUUUGGAUUCUCUUGAUGAUUUGAAUGAGACUACUGAAAAUUUCCAAAAUGAAGAAAUAACUAGUGAGAAUCCUUCAUCAGAAUUCAUUCCUGUUAAACCGGAGGCUCCAUUUGACCAGGCCAGCGCUCAAAGUUCUGCGGAAGUGAAGCCUUUAUUCGCCGACGAAUCAGGGCAAGAUGAGAAGACUGAAUCGAAAAGGGAGAAACUGGUGAAGCCCGAAGAACCUUCUACUCAACCUCUACAUAUUCAAAAACCUGCUACUCCUGUGACGCAAUCACCAGUUCAAGAUUUCGGUACAUUUAAACCAAAUUCACCACCUCCGGUUCCAUCUCGCAGACCUGCAUCCAGCACUCAUGGGCAACACAAACAUGAAGAAGAAAAAUCUACUGAUGAGGCUUCUUCACCUUGUCCUAAUCCACUGCCUAUAGAUACGAAUGCAGGAGUCUCGAGAUCAGGUAGUUAUUCCAGUAAACCUACCUCUCCACGUCCUAAACCACCCUCUGUAGAAGGAUCUCCUGUAUCAGAAGCUGCAUUCAAAGGAGCUUCCAGUGGAUUUUCAUCAGCACGUCCAGUUCCACCUACGCCUACAGUGGAUUCCCCAUCUGCCCCCGGUAUUAAUGCACAUAAAGAAGAACAUUCCAGGAAACCUAUAUCACCAGCUCUUCCACCAAGGAACUCGUUGCAUAGUACUACAACUGUUAAAGAAUACUCACGUCAUGAUUCAGAAGAAGUACCGGGAUUAAGGUCAUUCCACAAAGUACCUACUAAGGAGAAAGAUAAUCAAAAGCCCGAACAAAGGGUCCAUAAUAAUGGCUUUGGAGGUUUAAACCUUGUGUCGCCCACUCCGAUUACUCUAUCAGAGGAAACACAAAUGCAAGAAUCAGAGGAACCUAAGACAGCAGGUAUGAUGAACAUGGAUCUGAACGAUGCUACAGAAGCUGCUACGCCGGAAAGACUAGCUACACCUGCAAAAUUGGACAGAUCUAAGGAAUUUGAAAAGAGUGUAGGUGAAGGUGACGCAAAAGGUAGUCUAACGUCACACGUAAGUCCCAGCAAAAGACCAGAAACUCAGUCCCCUAUUUCACCACCUCUACCUGCAAGAGGAACCUCUAUCAAAAGACGUUCAAUUCCACCACCAUUAGAACAGGAGAUGCAAUCUGAUGAAUUUAGGAAAAGUUUGGCUUUUGCGCAUGCUCGUGAUACAAAGGGGACACCGCCACCGAUCAACCGGUCAAAGAGACUUGAGUCUGCAGCUGAGAUCAAUUUGAUUGCAAAUAGGUUUAAGGAAACUCGCCAAUCAUAUCAAACUGAAGAUGAGGCCUCGAGGGAGAACAUUGAAAAGGGACAAAGUGCAUUGAAAUCUUCAUUCUCUACAUUUUUGGAAAGUCUUCCAGCUACACCAGUAACGCCCAGUGGUAAAUUUGAAGAUCCUCAAACGCCAGAAUUAGGUGUUACACCAAGUGCUCAGACAGAAUUGGGGGAAGACGAAUUACAUCUUCUAAAAACCGAUUGGUCCUUUUGGACUCAAGUAGUCAAUGAUUUUGGAUCUGUAGCUGCUAAUCCUGAGAAAUUAGAGCAAAAAAUUACCGAUGGUAUACCACAGCAGAUUCGCGGUAUCAUCUGGCAAUUAAUUGCAAAUUCCAAAUCUGUGGAAUUUGAAGUUAUUUACAACACUUUACGUGAUACCGAAUCACCACAUGAGAGUAGUAUUCGUAGAGACAUGAAGCGUACUAAGUUUAUCCCUGAAAACAAAUUUGAGAAUCUUUUCAAUGUGAUUAAAGUUUAUUCUGUUUUUGAUCCUGAUGUUGGUUAUACUCAAGGUAUGGCCUUUAUAGUCACACCUCUAUUGUUAAACACAGAUACUGAAGCUGAAGCAUUCGGUCUCUUGGUAAGAUUAAUGAAGGGUUACGGAUUGCGUAGGAUGUAUUUGCCGGAAAUGCCGGGGUUAAUGUUAAUGCUUUAUCAGUUCGAUAGGUUGCUUGAGGAGAAUUCACCACAAUUGUACAACCAUUUAACCAGACAAGGUGUUCGUUCAUCCAUGUAUGCAACACAAUGGUUUUUAACUUUCUUUGCAUACAAAUUUCCAUUAGAAUUUGUUUUAAGAAUCUACGAUAUUGUAUUUGUGGAGGGUAUGGAAUCCUUCUUAAAAUUCGCUGUGAAUUUAAUGUUAAAAAAUAUUGAUAGUUUAUUGGACUUACAAUUCGAUAAACUUUUAGAUUUCUUAAAGGAUGAACUAUUUUUCUACUAUUUGAAAGCUAAUGUUGAACAGAGAAAGAUGGAGACAGAUGACGACGGUUCCGUAUUCAAAAAAGAAAUUAGCUCUAUUGAGUCACCUCAAAAGCGGAUCAGAACCGAGGAUGAAGAAUACGAUGUAGAUCAGUUUGUUCACGAUGCUAUGAAUCAUGUACACAUUACUCCAAUUUCGUUACGCAGGUACGCUUCAGAAUACGACGAAAUCCAUGAAAUUGAACAACAGAAAGAAGCCCAAUAUGAAUCUAUGAGAAUUAAAAACCAGCAAUUACACAAGGAAGUUCGUAAAUUGGAAAGCAGUUACACGCUUCUGAACAGAGAGCAUGUUGACAUUGCCAAUGAAUUGAUUAAAAACCGACUUAAAAUUGAGACUUUAAGUGAUGAAAACAAUGAUAUGAAGAUUACUAUUCUCGAAUUACGUAAACAAUUAGAGGAAAUUGGUAGAAAACAAACAUCACCAUCACCAGACAAUGAAUUACCGUCUGAUAUUAGACAUGAUUUGAACAGAACUAUUAAGCGUAAUGCAGAAGUAAUGAAUGAAAAUUUAAGGUUACAAGAUAGAGUUACUGAAUUGGAAAGAUCAUUGGCAACUUUAAAGACUAAGCAAGUGGUUUCGGCUACUAGCAAUACAGCAGGUAACACUCCAAAGUUAACCAACGGCUGGUCUGGAUUCAAGAAAGUCUUUAAGAAAGAGGAAGCCAAUCACCCUAAAUGA
Molecule: messenger RNA, 3117 nt
Organism: Zygosaccharomyces rouxii
Lineage: Eukaryota; Fungi; Ascomycota; Saccharomycetes; Saccharomycetales; Saccharomycetaceae
Gene: GYP5
Product: GTPase-activating protein GYP5
Exons: 1
Coding region: 1-3117 (1038 amino acids)
Source: RefSeq, a predicted model, not a curated record